Molecule: messenger RNA, 5191 nt
Organism: Drosophila willistoni
Lineage: Eukaryota; Metazoa; Arthropoda; Insecta; Diptera; Drosophilidae
Exons: 8
Coding region: 116-4597 (1493 amino acids)
Biological process (GO): mitotic cytokinesis; actomyosin contractile ring assembly; septin ring organization
Cellular component (GO): actomyosin contractile ring
Source: RefSeq, a predicted model, not a curated record
GGCACAAAAGAAAAUCCAAAGAAAAUGCAAGCGUCACUUGUGUGGGUGUGCAACGAGUAAGGGGCGAAGAGCUGGAAUCAUUGCCACAUGCUUAUCUGCUAAAUCCGAUCCAAAAAUGACCACAACAUUCAUCGGUUCCAAAUACCAUGCUGAAGAAGAGGAUGAGGAGGAGGACGACGAAGACGAAGAUGAGGAAGAAGAUUCAUGCUCGAGCACAUCAUUUAGUUUGCAAGAAUGCAUAAACGAGUUUCGAGCUCGUCGCAUUAGACGUGUAUCCACACACAGUCGCGACUGUGAGAAUGUCCACACACCUGGUCCAAUGGUCGUUCCUGAUCCCCAAAUAGCCGCUUCGGCUGACGCAGACCUGAUUAACCAGAAUCGCUGUAAUAAGGCCCAAGAACGCAAAGGCAAACCGUGCAAAAAUGGUUUCUGCUAUUGCUUCACUAGCGACAGUGGAGAUUGUGGCUCUAUAAUUGUUCCAACUAGAACGCGUGACUCGCACGUGCGCCACCAGAAACGCAGCAGGCGAUUGGAGAGCCAUCAUAAUCAAAAGCUCUCUACUCAACUACCGAAGGACAGAUCAAAGAAAGGGGAGAAUCAACAAGGUUGUAGAAGUAAUCCGGCGGCAUUGGCACCCUUAACAGCCGUUAGCCGUUUAUGUACGACGGACGAGAAUGCUCCACUUAUACACAUUAUUCAAGAGCUUCGUGACAAUUGUGUUGUCUCGGAAGUAAGAGUAAAUCGUCACAAAUUGUCUGAGACAAGUCGCAGAUCCAAAUCGCAACCGGUUAUGACGCCCAAAGUAGGCAUAAUCCAGCCCAGGAUUUACGAGCCUACCGCCCCGCCUUUGUCCAAUAUCAGCGAGCAGAAUGAUUCAGCGCCUAUAGAAGAGGAUCAUCAUUUGAUAGAGGAGGUGGGUACUUCUCUGAAAAGUGGGCGAUCGCGUCGCAGUUCCAGUGGUGGUGGCGGCCGCUUGCUUCAAAAGCGACUCUCAUCUCAAGGCGAGGUGAGCUUCAAGACACGUGAUGCACUUAAACCGCCGCCAAAGCCUCCACGCCGCGUCACACAGAGUCUCGAUGGUAAAUUCUCUUUAUCGUCGUUGACCUCAACGUGUGCUUCGGUGCGGGAAGCUGAGCAAGUGCUCGAUGAGUUCCUGAAAAGUCGUGGCAUUCAAUUACCCAAAAGUUCGUCACCCACUAAAAAGACAAAAAGGAAGUCCUAUCCAAUGUCGGCGACGGAGAAACCGAAAUGCAAACCAAAUGCAGUUGUACCUUCGUGUCCAUCGUUGAGCGAUAUGGAGCGUAUAGUGAAAUCCAAACGUGGCGUACAUUAUGCGAAAAACAUUCAACAAGCCCUUAGUAGAAAAGAACCUGUAGAGAAAAAUAUAAUCAUUGGUUGGGCAGAGCCGAAAAUUGAACAAAUGCUCAACCAUCAGAGCAAAGUUCAUCAAUCCCAGGCAGAGCCUCAAGUGGCUAUUGGCUGGCAAUUGCCAUCGCAGCCUCAAAUUCAACAGAUAGAACCGCGAGCGGUGAUGCCUAAAGUCUCUCUGGACACUGUAGAUGGGGGCGUGUGCGAGAAUCUUGACAGGGGCAAGAAGCAUACGCCCAUUAAAUAUCCGACAAAAGGAGAACAAGCCAGUCAGAAAUUCAUUUGGGGUGAGCAGUGGCGCAAUUUGUCACCAUGGAAUGGAUCGAAAAAAGGAAAAUCAUUGGGAAAGAAAUCAAAGAACUUCCUCAAUCAGUCUAAACAAAAAAUUCUUCGAUUUGUUUCACCCAAGAAAACCAAUCAUCAACAAGAAGACCAUUCCCAAACCUUGCCUCGACAUUGCUCAGUAGGAGUUCAAACUUCCAUGCAAUCGCGAUCCAAUCUGGAACUCAAUUUGCAAUCUCUAUCUCCACCCGGUAGCUAUCAUUCACCUGUGCAGUCAACGCCGUCGGCUAGCUCCGGCAGACAGCAAAAUGUAACGGAUUUGGAGCCUGAAAGACCGUACUUUGACUUUGAACGUCAAGUCCCUGCUCCACGAAUAUCGCCAAAGAAAUUGUCUCGUUGUAACCGUGCUCGUAAAUUAGAUUUUAAAUCCACGGAACAGCCCACCAGAACCUAUCGGUCCUAUCAGAAGGAACUUGAUCAGGACGUAACCAUCACGAAAAUUGGUUAUUUGCUUAGUAGUAUUCGAGAAAAACUGGAAGCAAGCGAUGAUCGGGCAGUGCAAACAUUUCAGGAUUGCACGCGAUUCAAUCCUUUGAAACGUCAUGAAAACGUUACUUUUGAUUGCCUGGAUGGACCACAUCGUUCAGUUAUCAGUACAUCCGACGAGGGUGCAUUACAAACGCAUCAGCAUGUAGAACAACUUCACAACAGCGAGCCGAUAUACUCAGAGAUUGAAGAAGACUGUCUGCGUAUCAGAGGCAGUCCUCAGUAUGAGGUUAGAACGGCAGCUUUUUUGCCGGAGAUCACACCAGUUUCCACACCCUGCGUAGGUGUCAGCACUCUAGCUGUAAAUGAAAGAAAAGCCACAACUGUUCCAGUACCCCCUCCAAUCGACCCCGAUGUAAUUUAUGCCAAAGUGAAGAAACCUUGCAAGAUGCAAGUGAAAACACAGCCGGUGGCAUUGGGAAAAUUUCUACAUGAAUCUCUCAAGAACGGCAGCUUCUUCCAAUUUAGUCCUCUACCAAUGGAGCCAAGUUCUAGCUUUGACGUUCUCACUGAAGCAACUGAAAGUAGAAGAACCCCAUCAACUGUUCAUCAGUCGCUAAACAACAUUAGCGAACAGCACUCGCCCCCCAAGAAAAAUCGUAGCCUCUCUAAGUCCGAGCUAUCGCUGCAGAGGAGCGAGAUCUUCCUUGAUAAUUUGUGCCGCAGUGAAAUUGUGCUCGACAGGGAGGAGAGUACGCGUCUGGAGAAGGUGCCAAAUAACUGUCUGCGACAAAUUGAUAAAAGUACGAGCGCUGAUGUCGUGUCCUAUGACUUGCCUCAUGAAAGUGGAGCCGGCCUAUAUGAAGAGUUCGAAAUGGUGGAUGCCAGUGCUGGUGGAACAUCGUUUGCCACAACAACGGUCUACGGCUCGUGUCAAAUUGAGCCACUGUCCCCGCCGUCGGAGAAUCAGAGCACACCGAAAAAGAAGCCAGAUUCACGAUUUACAACUAAGCCCACGCGCUCACUCAGCGUAGAUAUAAAUGAUGGUCCCUCAACGCCAGUGCGCCCGUUUGGUCUUAAUCUCAGCCAGAGCUGCCCAACCUCACCUCACCAGCCGCCUUCUGCUAGUCUGGAUGAGUUUAUCGACACGCUGCCUUCACGCACCGAGAGUCAAUUGUUAUCAGUAAGCGCCAUGGCCCGAUAUCGCCUGCUGAAGGAUGCUGUGCGACGCUCUUACCGCAGGGGUAAGAGUUUAAUUCUUGCUAAAACCCAUAGUCUCAAUCAGUCGCAUGAUCAGUCCAAUCAGACAGAGGGCGAGCUGGAUGGGAGCACAACUUAUGCCAGCUUUCAGCUCGACUCCCUGCUGAAUAAUUCUCUCAGCACGAACGAGCAGCUGGCGGCAGCAGUGAGCAUUUGCCGGCAAAUGCCUGACUUGGAAAUUUCUGCCGAAAUGGUGGAAGCCGAGCGCUUGCUGCUCUUCUCAACGUUACGACAGAAAUCGUUGACUGAUGCUACCCGUUCCCAGAUUCAAUCUCAGGACGGCCGUAAGGCUCAAUGCUUUCUCAUAGAUGGCAUGCAGUUGCCAGUUAGAGCUGAUGCCAGCCAAGAUAUGUUCUUUAAUUAUUAUUUUAUCAGCACAUUUGAGUGUGAGGGACGUAUUUGCUCCACUCAGUCGGUGGAGUGUCAGAGUGGUAUGGCUGUUUUUCGUGAUUGUGGAUUGGAGUUUUAUAGUUCUGACCAGGCGGACACACUGGAGUUGCGGUGUCAGAUCUUUAUGCUGCGACUACGCAAGGUAUCCACACUAGCUUUGGAGCCGACUAAGACAAUGAAACAGCGUGACAGCACCAGCUUGAGUAGCUCAUCCAGCUGUUCGACGUCUAGAGAACAAAUUGUGUCUCGCUUUCGCUUGCAUGCGUCCUUCUCUUUGCGUCCUAGCCAACUUGCUCCCUUCGAUCUGGUGGCCAGUGAAACGAAAUCUAGCGACGAGAUGUGUCUCCGCAGCUUCCGUUCCUGGUCCUUGCCCUUAACAUCUCACACAAAAUCCACUAACCUUGAACCGUACAUAACUUUGACUGGACGUGUGGAGGUCCGCCUGCCCAAGGUCCAAUACGCUGCCUAUCUUAAUGUCCAGGAUUCAAAGACUAAACAUCAUUGGAAUCGCCACUGGUGCACGCUGGAAGGUGUGCAGCUGAGUGUUUGGCGGCAGGAGAAUAAUCUAAGCGAUGAGCCACCACUUAUCAAUCUGCAACUGGACACCAAUCGGCGAUCGACAGUGGAUCCUGUCCCUAGAGAGCUGUGUGCCCGAGCUCGGACUUUUAUGCUAAAUUGUAGAAUAUCUAACGGAGAGUCUAUGGAAGUUUUUUUUGCUGCGGACACUCAGGCGGAGUUAACCGACUGGCUGAAGCAUUUAAAUGAGACUUUAGCAUUUUCCAAAAAGUGGCUCAGUGGUGGGGAAGCCUAAUUUUGGUCUCAGAUGUUCACAGUCCAAAAUUUAUAUUUAUUUUGUAAGAAUUGUUAUUAUUAUUGUUAUUAUAAGAAUGAAAACUGGCCAAGUUGGAGUAGUUGAAUAUGUUGAAUAUCUGGGCCAAAUGUUGUAAUUUUAUUUUUGGCGCAGUUUCAUCACUAUAAUUAUGAUUGGGCCAGGUAUAUAAAUUCAUAUAAUGUUGAAAAUUUUAUCAUUCCAUUCUGCAUUAAUUCCAGAUAUCGUUCAUUUUGUGGGCUGUAGUACAAGUUACAAUAACAACAGUUUAUUACAUACAUAAUUUACAUGGAUUGUUAGAUAAUAGAUAUAUUAUAUAUAUAAGGUUAUCUCAUAUGAUACAUAGCUCUUUGAUAUAAUAAGUACAUAAAUGUGUUUAAUAGUCCAGUAAUAAGUUUGACUCUGUGCUAUGGUUUAGGUUUACAUAUAUGGUCACGCCCCUCCUCACAAAUGUGCCUUUGGUGUUUGUGUAUUAAACUAUAUGUAGUCAAAUUCUAGUUAAUUAAGCAGAUUUUUGUAACUCCAUUUUUGUUUUCGGUUUUAUGAUUGCUCAUUAAAGUGCAAGAACAUAAGAGA